AUGCGACGAUCUUUCUUAUUGAACUUGGUGGCGCUUUAUACCAUUUCCAGCAUGGCGUGGUUUUGUUCCGGCAGAACGAAUAGCCAGCUCAUCGAGAACUUGUGGCGCAGAGGGCUGAUAACGGACGCCCGUGCAAAGGAGGCUUUCCUCAAGGUCGACAGAGCGAAUUACUCCCCCGCAAGUCCAUAUGAAGACUCUCCCCAACCGAUCGGCCAUCAAGCCACCAUCUCGGCGCCACACAUGCACGCCAUGGCCAUAGAAAACGUCAUGCCGUAUCUCUUGCCCUCGGAGACGAACCCGGCUCCUCGCGUGUUGGAUGUUGGCUCUGGAUCGGGGUAUCUGACGCACCUGUUUGCCGAGUUGGUGGGCGAGAGGGGUUUGGUAGUGGGAUUAGAACACAUCCCCGCGCUGCAGAAUCUGGGAGAGUCCAACAUGCGGAAGAGUGUAGAGGGAAGCCGUUUGCUCGAUUCCGGAAAGGUCAAGUUUCGACUGGGAGACGGCAGAUUGGGGUGGGAGGAGCCGCCGCGGCGGGGAGAGGAGAAGCUUGGCACGGCUUGGGACGUAAUUCACGUGGGGGCUAGUGCUAAAGAGCUGCAUCCUAGCCUGACGGAGCAGCUUAAAGCCCCAGGGUGCAUGUUUAUACCCAUCGAUGAUGAUGAACGCGGUAUUUCGCAGUCCAUUUGGCGUAUAUCCAAGGACAAGGAUGGCAGGGUGGUUAAGAAGAACCUUUGCGGUGUUCGCUAUGUCAAGCUGACUGAUCCGCCGGCUUGA
Messenger RNA from Ustilaginoidea virens, 771 nucleotides. RefSeq lists its product as uncharacterized. The record is from RefSeq and is a predicted model, not a curated record. Gene Ontology annotation, molecular function: protein-L-isoaspartate (D-aspartate) O-methyltransferase activity. Lineage: Eukaryota; Fungi; Ascomycota; Sordariomycetes; Hypocreales; Clavicipitaceae. Bases 1 to 771 code for a protein of 256 amino acids. Gene Ontology annotation, cellular component: cytoplasm. The transcript has 3 exons. Gene Ontology annotation, biological process: protein modification process.